This is a messenger RNA of Prunus avium (sweet cherry), 1143 nucleotides long. The record is from RefSeq and is a predicted model, not a curated record. Lineage: Eukaryota; Viridiplantae; Streptophyta; Magnoliopsida; Rosales; Rosaceae.
CCUUAGGCAGGCCGCAUCCUUAGCGAAGCUUCAAACCCUAUAGCCUUACGUUAUCGGUUGCACCCCUUUUCAACACAACCAACAACAAAAGCAACAAAGGCAACUGCCUUGCAUCUUGAGGACCCUAAUUAUUAUUAACAUUAUUAUUUGAAGGUUUUGUUUGUAAAUUGUAACUAUAAAGAAAGAAAAAGAAGGAGAAAUCGUUUCGUUGGGGGUAGGGUUUUAUUUGUGAAUGAUUUUAGGGGUGAAACGCAGCUGUAGCGGAGCCAUGGAUGGUAUGGCAAUGGCAGAGUCGACGUCCACGCCUCCUCUAACAUCCAUUGUUGAAGCCUUUGAGGAGUUGGGCAAGUUCCUCCAAUCCCAACAACAACAACAACAGAGGCUAAGUUUGGAUACCUUCUGCCAGGCCUCUUCUCUCGUCUCCAUCCUCUUCAGUUGCCUUGGCCUCGCUUUCAAGUUCGCCGAGAUGGAAUUUUCAAUUUGUUUGGGAUCAAGAUACGCUGCAUUGAUGAUUAUGUUGUAUAUAAUAUGCUGCAGAACUCCGUUUGUUGCUGAUCAUGUUGAUGAUCUUGUGGAAGCAUCAAAGACUUACGACACCUUAGAUAGUCUAAUUGAUAUUGAUGUUGCAAAUGACACAGUAAAAACCCCGGGAAGCCACUCACGUAAUUUGCGCCGAGUUAGGCAGGGCCUUGACCUCAUCAGAGCUUUAUUUGAACAAUUUUUGUCAACCGAUGACUUUUCUUUAAGGGAAGCAGCUUCUACAGCUUAUGCCCAAGUUUGUGCGCCAUACCACAGUUGGACAAUCAGGACAGCAGUUGCCGCCGGCAUGUAUGCUCUUCCGUCAAGGGAUCAACUUCUGGUGAAUCUCGAAGAAACCCACCAGUCAGCAGAGAAGAAGAUGAAAAGGUACAUCCGGGCCUCACGUCCGGUGAUCGAGUACAUCGACAAGCUAUACCUUUCUAGGAGUAUCACCUUGGACUGGUGACUUGAGUCUUCAUCUAUUAUUGUGUAUGCAGCUCUAGUUCGUUAACAGCACUUCUUUUACUCUACAAUGGGCCUGUACAUAAGUGUUAUUACCGUGCUACAAGAGACCUACAUGUUUUAUAGGAGGCUAUUAUUUAGACUGCAAGAUCAAAAAAAUUA